GCUAUUGGGUUUAGUUUGCUUAUGAUAAAUAAUUAUCAGACCUGCAUUCUUGCGGAUUGAAAAUCUUGACAGGUCACUUCAAGCUCUGUUAGACUCGUUCAUUCUAUGUCUAGAGUGCUGCGAAAUGAAUGGAAUGCUCCAUCAGGAUACUCGAUUAAUGUUGCCACUGCUAAUGCUACUCAGGUUUUGUUGGCAACUGGAGGAGGCCAUUUGGUUUACCUAGAAAUUGGUGAUGGGAUAUUGACUGAAGCAAAACAUGCACAGUUGGAGUAUGAAGUCUCAUGCCUUGACAUAAAUCCUAUUGGUGAUAACCUGAACUACAGUCAACUUGCUGCUGUUGGAAUGUGGACGGAUAUUAGUGUGAGGGUAUUCUCACUCCCUGACCUGAAUCUUGUCACAAAGGAGCAAUUAGGAGGAGAGAUAAUUCCUCGCUCUGUUCUUCUUUGCUCUUUUGAAGGGAUAUCUUACUUGUUAUGUGCCCUUGGAGAUGGUCAUCUUUUGAACUUCCAAUUGAACAUGAGUACUGGUGAGUUAACAGAUAGGAAAAAGGUGUCUCUUGGGACCCAACCCAUAACCCUUCGUACUUUCUCCUCCAAGAAUACCACACAUGUAUUUGCAGCAUCUGAUAGACCAACUGUUAUCUAUAGUAGUAAUAAGAAACUACUCUACAGCAAUGUCAAUCUAAAGGAAGUGAGUCAUAUGUGCCCUUUCAACUCUGCUGCUUUUCCAGACAGCCUUGCAAUUGCAAAAGAAGGUGAACUUACAAUUGGUACCAUUGAUGAUAUCCAGAAGCUUCAUAUCCGCUCUAUCCCUCUUGGGGAGCAUGCACGCCGUAUUUGCCAUCAGGAACAGUCUCGGACCUUUGCAAUAUGCAGUUUGAAAAACCAGCCUAGUGGUGAAGAAUCUGAAAUGCAUUUUAUCCGCUUGUUAGAUGACCAAACUUUUGAGUUCAUAUCAACUUAUGCUCUUGAUGCUUAUGAGUAUGGUUGCUCCAUACUUAGCUGCUCAUUCUCUGAUGACAGUAAUGUAUAUUACUGUGUUGGGACUGCAUAUGUUAUACCAGAGGAAAAUGAGCCAUCCAAGGGUCGAAUUUUGGUGUUCAUUGUUGAAGAUGGGAAGCUGCAGCUUAUCACUGAGAAGGAAACCAAGGGGGCAGUUUACUCUUUGAAUGCCUUCAAUGGCAAACUACUGGCUGCUAUUAACCAAAAGAUCCAAUUGUUCAAGUGGCAGGCCCGGGAAGAUGGUACUCGUGAAUUGCAGUCAGAAUGUGGACACCAUGGGCACAUACUUGCCCUCUUUGUACAAACUCGUGGAGACUUCAUUGUUGUUGGUGAUCUGAUGAAAUCUAUUUCCCUGCUGAUCUACAAGCAUGAGGAAGGUGCAAUCGAGGAGCGAGCCCGCGAUUAUAAUGCAAAUUGGAUGUCAGCUGUUGAGAUUCUUGAUGAUGACAUUUACCUUGGUGCUGAAAAUAACUUCAAUCUCUUCACAGUAAGGAAGAAUAGUGAAGGCGCCACUGAUGAGGAACGUGGCCGUCUUGAAGUGGUUGGUGAGUACCACCUUGGAGAAUUCAUUAACCGGUUCCGCCAUGGUUCACUGGUGAUGCGAUUGCCAGAUUCCGACGUGGGCCAGAUUCCCACUGUUAUAUUUGGCACAGUUAAUGGUGUCAUUGGUGUCAUUGCAUCACUUCCUCAUGAUCAAUACCUCUUCCUGGAGAAGCUUCAGUCAAACUUGAGAAAGGUGAUCAAGGGUGUUGGAGGAUUGAGUCACGAGCAAUGGAGGUCAUUCAACAAUGAGAAGAAAACUGUAGAUGCCAAAAAUUUCCUGGAUGGGGACUUGAUCGAGUCGUUCCUUGAUCUUAGCCGUGGCAAGAUGGAAGAGAUUUCCAAGGCAAUGGAUGUUUCAGUAGAGGAGCUGUGCAAGAGAGUUGAAGAACUCACCCGAUUGCAUUGACACCCUUCAUCCCCUGGAGUCCGGGUUUUAUGUUUCGUAUUCAUGGAGUUUUUCUUUUUGUUUUUCUUUUGUAUCCUUUAAAUUAAACCCCAUUAAGUGUAUUUUUUUUUUUUUAGUGGUUUGGAAGUUCAUCUGUAGAGAUUGUUUUAUACGUUUCUAACAAGUAAUGAUAACGAGGGUGAAAAAUUUGGAACU
Molecule: messenger RNA, 2145 nt
Organism: Rubroshorea leprosula
Lineage: Eukaryota; Viridiplantae; Streptophyta; Magnoliopsida; Malvales; Dipterocarpaceae
Source: the annotation of a GenBank genome assembly